Molecule: messenger RNA, 2622 nt
Organism: Sphenostylis stenocarpa
Lineage: Eukaryota; Viridiplantae; Streptophyta; Magnoliopsida; Fabales; Fabaceae
Source: the annotation of a GenBank genome assembly
AUGGUAGCGCGUCUGACUCCAGAUCAGAAGUUGCAGCGGUUGGUGUUUGACUUCGAAUUCAGGGAGAAAGUUUGGAUUUUUGCCAUCUUGGUGUUGUUAGCUAUGGCAGAUCUGUUCAGUGGUGGUGCUGUCGGAGCAGUGAUGGGAGAAUUCUUGAAAGGGGCCAUUGCAACCAUAAACAAAGGUCGAGAAUUCAAACCCACCCUCGAGAGCUACAUAGAAACCUUAGACUCUUUGGCUCCUCUGGUGGAGCAGAUGAAGAAGUACAACAUGAUGUUAGAUAGGCCCAUAGAGGAGAUAGAGCGGUUGGAGCGUCACAUGCGAACUGGAAAAGAGCUGGUUCAGAAGUGCUCGAAAUUUGGUCGCUGGAGAAUGUUGUCGUUCCCUUAUUACCAGAGCAAGCUUCGGAGCAAAGACGUGGCUCUAGGGAAGCACUUAUCGGUGAAUGUGUCCGCGGAGAACAAGAGGGACUUGAUGGAGGUGGUGAUCAACGUGAGGAAGGUCUUGGAGAUUCUGCUAAAGAAGGAGGAUAUAGAGCCAUAUCAUGGGUACCAGCUCAGGGGUAUAUAUGGGGCUCCUCAAGAACCUGAGUUUAUGGAAAUGGGUGUGCCUUUGAGCAAGCUGAAGAUGGACUUGCUCAAGGAUGGUGUCUCCGUUCUUGUCUUGACUGGUUUGGGAGGGUCGGGGAAAAGCACUCUGGCUAAAAAGAUCUGUUGGGACCCUGAAGUCGAAGAGAUUGCAGACAAGUUCGGGAAAAACAUCUUCUUUGUCACCGUAUCAAAAACGCCCAACUUGAAGACCAUUGUAGAGACCCUGUUUGAACAAUGUGGUUGUCGGGUGCCUAAGUUUCUAAGCGAUGAAGAUGCAGUAAACCGGUUGGGAGUUCUGCUGAGGGUUGUUGGAAAAAAUCCAAUACUGUUGGUCUUGGAUGAUGUUUGGCCUAACUCAGAAGCCCUCAUUGAGAAGUUUAAAAUCCAGAUACCUGAUUACAAGAUUUUGGUGACUUCAAGGGUUGCAUUUCCAAGAUUUGGCACCUCAUACCAGUUGGAUAACCUUGAUCAUGACCAUGCAGUAUCCCUUUUCCGUCACUUUGCACAGCUGAAUGACAAAAGCUCAUACAUACCUGAUGAAAAUCUUGUCCACAAGAUCGUGAGAGGUUGCAAGGGUUCACCAUUGGCCCUUAAGGUGACUGCUGGAUCACUCUGUCAGCAGCCUUUUGAGGUGUGGCAAAAUAUGAAGGAGCGUUUACAAAGUCAAUCCAUUCUGGAGUAUAAUGAUAUUGAUUUGCUUUUUCGUCUUCAACAAAGUUUAGAUAUAUUGGAGAAUAAGUUCUCCAUCAACGAAAAGGUGUGUUUCAUGGAUCUGGGGCUAUUUCCUGAAGACCAAAGGAUCCCUGUUGCUGCCCUCAUUGAUAUGUGGGCAGAACUGUAUAACCUUAAUGAAGAUGGUAGCAAUGCAAUGUCCAUUGUCCAUGAUUUAAGCACCAGGAAUUUGAUUAAUUACAUAGUUACAAGGAAAGUUGCAAAGGAUACAGACAUGUACUACAAUAACCACUUUGUUAUGGUGCAUGAUCUCCUGAGAGAGCUAGCAUUACGUCAAAGCAGAGAGGAAGCAUUUGAGCAAAGAGAAAGAUUGAUGAUUGAGUUAAAUGGAGAUAAUCGUCCUGAAUGGUGGGUAGGAUUGAAUCAGCAAGGAAUCAUUGCCCGUACGUUCUCGUACAUCCUGGGAAUGUUUUAUAGACAGAAACAACUUAAGGUUGCUGCCCGGAUAUUGUCUAUUUCAACUGAUGAAACGUUUAAUUCAGAUUGGUGUGACAUGCAACCUGACGAAGCUGAAGUUAUGGUUUUAAAUCUUCACUCUAGGCAGUACUCAUUGCCAGAGUUCACAGAGAAGAUGACUAAACUUAAAGUUCUGAUAGUCACAAACUAUGGCUUCGAUCGUUCUGAAUUAAUCAAGUUUGAGCUACUUGGUUAUUUAACUAACUUGAAAAGAAUCAGAUUGGAAAAGGUUUCAGUCCCUUCCCUGUGCAUAUUGAAGAGUCUGCAAAAAUUGUCCCUUCAUAUGUGUAAUAUAAGGCAGGCUUUUGAAGGAUGUUCUAUCCAAAUCUCAGAUGCAAUGCCAAAUCUUGUGGAGAUGAGCAUUGAUUAUUGCAAUGAUCUGGUUAAAUUGCCUGAUGGGCUAUGUAACAUCACCCCCUUGAAGAAGCUUAGUAUCACUAACUGUCACAAGCUUUCUGCACUGCCACAAGAUAUUGCAAAGCUGGAGAAUUUGGAAGUUCUAAGGCUAUGUUCUUGCUCUGAUUUGGUAGAGAUGCCAGAUUCUGUUAAAGGGCUUAACAAGCUUAACUGUCUUGACAUCUCAGACUGUGUGAGUCUUACCAAAUUACCAGACGACAUUGGUGAGUUGAAGAAGCUUGAGAAGCUUUACUUGAAGAGUUGCUCAAAACUGAGUGAAUUGCCAUACUCGGUCGUUAAUUUUGGAAAUUUAAAGCAUACAAUAUACGUGAUCUGUGACGAAGAAAUGGCUUCCUUAUUGGAAAAUUUCCCUACCCCUCCUAAUUUGAAGAUAGAGAUACCUACAGUGGAGAAUAACUUAAAUUGGCUUCCUGGAGUUCAUUCCUAA